CUUACAACCACUUUACAAAUUGCUACAUGAAAGCGAAAUACAUUUUACAAUUCAGUGUCUCGCAAUGACGAACCUAAAUGUUUUAUUGCAAAUCUUAUUAAAAACUUAUUUUUUCAACUCGCGGUGCAUUUUUUUGUUUACCGAUACAGCAAUCGAUCUGCAAGUGGAAACACCGAUCGUUCGCUUGAAAGUAAACAACACAUUAAAUCCUCAUUUGAUUUUCCAACAUCACGGAUGCCAGGACAUCCUUAUUCAUCAUGAAAAUGCGUCCGAUAUUUUUGUCCAAUUUGAAAAUUUAAUCAGACUACACAGCGAACGCUUCAAUGCAAGGAGAUACAUUGUGACAGGGCAAAACUCCCUACAAAUUCUUCUCACAAAAGAAUUAGAAUAUGUGAGUGACCUCCUGCUAGUUGUACCGAAUGAUGGCGAAUAUUUCGAAAUGAUAACUCACACAUACGGACACAAAAUCAAUGAACCCGUACUUUUGGACAUUUGGUACUCGCACAAUUACACUUUUGAACGCGGAAACGAUAUGUUUCCAAACAAACUGUCCAACCAGAAUGGCCGCACUUUCAAAAUUGGUACCUUCACGUACGAGCCAUACUCAAUCACAGGUACCGAUGAUUAUUCUUUCCACGGUACUGAAACCAGCCUGGUUUAUGAAUUCGUGCGUAAGUACAACCUGACCCCUUCUUUCACCGUUAUCGGUGAUGAAUUGUGGGGCGACAUUUAUGACAAUUGGACUGGAAUUGGCCUUUUAGGGAGUGUUUUAGACGAUUCUGUUGACAUAGGAUAUGCUGCUGUGUACACUUGGGAAGAUUACUAUAAGUUUAUGGACUACACAAAACCUUUGACAAGAACUGGAAUUACCUGCAUAGUACCAGCACCUCAACUUGCAGCGGGAUGGUUCACUCCCUUACGGUCUUUCUCACUGGAAAUGUGGAUUGCUUUACUCGUAGUACUACUGUCUGAUGCAGUUGUAUUAAGUCUUAUCUUUUAUGGAGACCACAACAAACGGUUUGUCACCGACUCCAUCAUGACUUUAAUCAAGCUUUAUUUACUCCAAUCGCUCACAAUCCCAUUGAAAGGAAAAUUGCUAAAGUACUUCAUUGCCAUGAACAUGAUAAUGGUUUUGCUCAUCUCAAGUUCGUACAGUAGUGGCUUAUCAAGCGUAAUGACUGUACCUCGAUACGAUAAAGCCAUUAGAACUAUCAAAGAUCUGGCCUCUAGUGGGCUACCUUGGGGCGCUACUUCAGAUGCCUGGCUUAUUUCUUUGCGCCAAGUGAAUGAAGAAGAUUAUAAAAUUAUCAAAAACAGGUUUGUGGUUAAAAAGGAAGACGAUUUAACUGCUUCGUCUAGAUUACAUAACUUUGGGUUCUCUCUUGAACGCUUACCCUACGGCCAUUACGCUGUCGGGCCUUAUAUUAAGCCCGACGUCAUUGCUAAUUAUCGGAUUAUGCAAGAAGAUAUUUACUGGGAACAGUGCAUUUUUGUCAUUAGAAAAAAUUCAGUGUUGUUGUCUUUGCUCGACAAUUUAAUUUUAAGGGUUUUUGAAGCCGGUUUAGAAGCUUAUUGGGAGAACGAAGUCGUUUCUCAAUUUAUGGAUAUGUCGGUUCAAAGAGGAAUAAAAUUCUAUACCCACCACACAAACGAACACGACAUUGUUAAACUCAAGUGGGUACACGUAGAGGGUGCUUUCGCUGUUCUAGUUCUGGGCUACAUUACAUCAGUUCUCGCGUUUUUAAUAGAAUUUUUAAGGGAUAAUACCACAAAUAAAAAACGAGUUUAUGUGGAAUAA
Molecule: messenger RNA, 1798 nt
Organism: Tribolium castaneum (red flour beetle)
Lineage: Eukaryota; Metazoa; Arthropoda; Insecta; Coleoptera; Tenebrionidae
Exons: 9
Coding region: 65-1798 (577 amino acids)
Cellular component (GO): membrane
Molecular function (GO): ligand-gated monoatomic ion channel activity
Source: RefSeq, a predicted model, not a curated record